Sphaerodactylus townsendi is the source of this 2682-nucleotide messenger RNA. RefSeq names its product aristaless related homeobox (gene ARX). The record is from RefSeq and is a predicted model, not a curated record. NCBI's taxonomy places the organism in Eukaryota, Metazoa, Chordata, Lepidosauria, Squamata, Sphaerodactylidae. Gene Ontology annotation, molecular function: RNA polymerase II transcription regulatory region sequence-specific DNA binding; DNA-binding transcription factor activity, RNA polymerase II-specific. The coding region runs from base 480 to 1982 and encodes 500 amino acids. Gene Ontology annotation, biological process: regulation of transcription by RNA polymerase II. The transcript is spliced from 5 exons.
GCAAUUUGUUGUCAGCCGGAUCACACCGACUGGUCUCUCGGACAGGAGUCCCGAUAGGUGCGAAGGCUGGCGCCCUUCUCCAGAAAGAUGGUCGCCCAAGGUCACCUCCCUGUCCGACAGUCCCAGGAAGCGGGAGGGCCGGCCAGCAAAGUGCGUGGGCCAAGGGUGCCCUGACGGCGCCGUUCCCCGCCCCGCCUUCUGAUUCUGGGCCGGGUUUUCCCCCUGGCGGAGGACGGGAGGCUGCCCAGCCUCUAGCGAGAGCCAAUCAGCGUGCGGCUCCCAGCACGUGGAGGAGAGGGAAUCAAGAGCCAGGCUAUUGCGGCUCAGAGCCUACACUUGGUCCCCGGGUCUGGGGCAGGCGGAGGGGCCGGUCCCAGCGAGGCGCUGCCUGCCUGUCUGCCUGCCUGCCCGCCCGGCGGGGGAGGGGUGCCGGUCCCGCCCGAGCCCAGCGAGGGCCCCACUGCCCACCGGCCCCAGCCAUGAGCGCCCAGUACUCGCCGGAGGAGAGCUGCUCCGAGCGGGCCGACUGCAAAAGUAAAUCGCCAACUUUGCUCUCCUCCUACUGCAUCGACAGCAUCCUGGGCAGGAGGAGUCCCUGCAAGAUGAGGCUCAGCCUGCCGCCCUUGCCCAGCCGCGCGGAGCAGGACAAGGCUGGCCCAGGCCCCGCCAAGGGCAGCCCGUCGGGCUUCGAAGCCGCUGAGCUGCACCUGCCGCCCAAGCUGCGCCGCCUCUACGGCCCCGGCGGAGGCCGCCUGCUGGCGCGGACCGAGCGACCCGAGGCGCCCGCCACGUCUUGGGACUCGCUCAAGAUCAGCCAGGCGCCACAAGUCAGCAUCAGCCGCAGCAAGUCGUACCGGGAAAACGCGCCCUUCCCGCGGGCCGCCGCCACGCUGGAAGAGCUGGCCAGUCCCGGAGGAGGAGGUGGUGGUGGUGGGCCGGAUGGGCGGCCCCGUCGGGACGGGGAUCUGCUGGAUGAGGAGGACGAGGAGGACGAAGACGAGGAGGACGAAGAGGAGGCCGAGGACGAGGAGCUGGAGGACGAGGAGGAGUUGCUGGCCGAGGCCAAGGAGGCCCGGCGAGGCGUGGGGGGGCCCGUCGGGGGGAGCGCCGGACCUGCAGCGGCGCCGGGGCUGGAGUUCACGGAGGGCUCGCCCAAAGAGGAGCUGCUGCUGCCCGCCGAGGAACUGGCCGAGGGCAAGGAUGGCGAGGACAGCGUGUGCCUCUCGGCGGGCAGCGACUCUGAGGAGGGGCUGCUCAAAAGGAAGCAGCGGCGCUACCGAACCACCUUCACCAGCUACCAGCUGGAGGAGCUCGAGAGGGCCUUCCAGAAGACGCACUAUCCGGACGUCUUCACAAGAGAAGAGCUGGCGAUGCGCCUGGACCUGACGGAAGCCAGAGUGCAGGUCUGGUUCCAGAACCGGAGAGCCAAAUGGCGGAAGAGGGAAAAGGCCGGCGCUCAGAGCCACCCGCCCGGCCUGCCUUUCCCUGGUCCCCUGUCGGCGUCUCACCCGCUCAGUCCCUACCUUGAUGCUAGUCCUUUCCCUCCUCACCACCCAGCUCUCGACUCCGCUUGGACGGCCGCCGCCGCCGCCGCAGCAGCCGCCGCCGCCUUCCCCAGCCUGCCGCCUCCUCCUCCGGGCUCGGCAGCUUUGCCCCCCACCGGGACCCCGCUAGGCCUCAGCACUUUCCUCGGAGCGGCUGUGUUCAGGCACCCGGCCUUCAUCAGCCCGGCCUUCGGCAGGCUCUUCUCCACCAUGGCGCCUCUGACCAGCGCUUCCACCGCGGCUGCCCUGCUGCGACAGCCGGCCCCGGCCGUGGAGAGCGCCGUGCAAUCCAGCGGCCUCGGGGAUCCCACCGCCGCCGCCGCCGACCGCCGCGCCUCCAGCAUCGCGGCGCUGCGGCUGAAGGCGAAAGAGCACGCGGCGCAGCUCACGCAGCUCAACCUCCUUCCCGGGAACAGCGCGGGCAAAGAGGUGUGCUAAACCCGCGCCGGCGGGGGAGCCGAGCCGAGACCAAAUGGGGGAGAGAGUGGGGCGGGCGGGCGGGCGGGAGGGCGGGCGAGGGGACAGAGAGGGGGACUGGACCAGCCACGGGGCUCUCCUCCGCUAGGAACUUCCAGGAGGCCCGGGCGCACGUGGCGCGGCUGCUGCGGGAAAACCUCCUCCUUUGGCUGGUGCAUUUUCCCCACCAUGUACGUAUUAAUCCAUUCAUCGAUAAGCAAACCACUCACCCAAGAAAGUACCAGAGAAAGAAAGAAAGAAGAAAGAAAGAAAGAAUAUGAGGGGGGGGGGGCGCACACAGAAAGCGUGGCAAAAGGUAGGGAGCAUUCCUCUCUUCCCCUUCCCCCGGUCUCUUUUGUCACCACACCACCUCGGCCUAUAACUCGUCAUCUCAAAGGAGUUUUGGAGACUUCUGAAACGGGAGGACAGAACCAAGGAUGCUGAUGCUGACAGAGCCAAAAGGAAGAGCACGAUGCGAUAAACGCUGUGUCCAAUAUAACCAGUGCACUUAAGGCAAAGGGGUCUGGUCUUUUUGUCCUUUAUCACUGCACCAACCAAGGGUUUUAUAGCAAACCAAAGGGAAAUACAGUGCUAGAAAUAUGGACUGUUUAAAAGUCACUAAACUGUGAUGCUCGAUACUGUACAUACCACUGUUAUUAAAAAAAUGAGAAAAAGAAAAAAA